This is a messenger RNA of Eimeria necatrix, 5280 nucleotides long. RefSeq lists its product as hypothetical. The record is from RefSeq and is a predicted model, not a curated record. The transcript is spliced from 22 exons. NCBI's taxonomy places the organism in Eukaryota, Apicomplexa, Conoidasida, Eucoccidiorida, Eimeriidae. The coding region runs from base 1 to 5280 and encodes 1759 amino acids.
AUGGAGAUUUGCCCCAACAUUCUGCAGCAAAUGGAUUUGCUGUGUCGCGACAUUUACUUCCAGGCCAUUUGCAGAGUGGCUCAGCAGACCUCCCCUUUUAACGGGAGUUUCACUAGCCAGGACGUGCUGCAGAAGUACAGCAGCUACUUGUCUUUGCUGUCAGCAACUGCUGCUGCUGCUGCUGGCCGCUCCGUGCUGCCGCAGCCGCAGCAAGAAGCAGCAGCAGCAGCAGUUGCUGCUGAAGUCAAAACAAAUGAAAAAGUUCAUAUUUAUGAGCAGCAGCUGCUGCUGUGGACCAAACAGAUCCGGGCCGUGCUCGAGCGCAACCCAGCGCAGCCCCUGGCUGAAGGCCGCAACCCGGAGCCGAACGAGGAAAUAGAGUUUUGGGUCGACCGCGCAGCCGCGCUGCAGUUCCUAAGCCAGCAGCUGCAGCAGGACUAUGUGCAGCAGCUGCUGCAGUUCCUGCAGCAGGAAGGCAGCAGCUACACUCCUGCCUUUAGUUCUCUGAUUCAAGCAGUAGAGACUGCCAAGGCUGAGGCGGAAGAAAACGCCAAGUACUUGUCGGUCCUUGAGCCAUGGGUGAAGAAGCUGAUGGACGAGACGGCGGAGCUGGGGGCUGUGGAGAGUGUGUUUGCUCCUUUGUUUGAACUCAUUUGGUUGAUUUAUUUUAAUUCCAAAAGCUACAACAAACCCUCGAGACUGGUGGUUUUGGUGCGGCAAGUCAGCAGCGCAGUCAUUGCCCAGGCCCUCCGCUUCGUCAACGGCCAGGAGGUCUUCAAGCUGCUGCAGCAGGGAGAAGCGAAAGAAGCAGCAGACAAACUCGCUGCUGCUCUCGAGGUUUGCGACAGAUUGAAGCGGGUUUACGCGGAGUAUGCAGCGCGCCCCCCUCCUACUGCUGCAGCAGCAGAAGGAGCAGCAGCAGCAGCAGAAGGAGCAGCAGCAGCAGCAGCAGAACCAGCAGCAGCAGCAGCAGCAGCAGCAGGAUGGAAUUUAAAACCCGAAGUUGUUUUCUUAAGACUCGACACUUAUAGAGAACGCAAUUUGGCCCUCACUGCUGUGGCCCUCACAGCGCAGCAAUUUUCGAAGUUGGAAAAAAUUGAAAUUUGUGGCUCUAAGGGCAGUGUGUUGACAGCCAGCGUGCAGCAUUUGUACGAAGAGUUUAAAGUGCUGAUGGAGAAAUUUCAGCAAAUUGAUUUUGACCCUCUGAGUGUGGACAGCAAGAAGCCAGACAGUCAUUUUCAGAUGUUCAGGUCGGGGGUGAAGGCGCUGGAAGAACGGCUGGCCUCCAUUUUGUCAAUGAGUUUAUCCGAAAACUAUUCUUUGUUGUCGCGAUUAAGAUCAAUUGAUUCUUUUGUGCCUUUGCUGGAGCGGCCGCUGCUGCGGGCUGAGGUGUACGUACACCUGGGCAGCAUCCUGCAGCAGUUCAAGCGGGAAAUCGAAAACGUGCAUUUGCUCUUUUUGCAAAAGACCAAAAAACAACAAAAAGAUAACAGCAGCAGCAGCAGCAGCGGCAGCAGCAGCAGCAGCAGCAGCAGCAGCAGCAGCAGCAGCAGCUUUAAUGUCGAAACUCUCGCCUUCUCGAACCAACCUCCCGUUGCAAAAAGCCUGGGCUGGGCUGCGGGUCUGCUGCUGCGUCUGCGAGACCCCCAAACUCGAAUUAAUAAACUUUAUAAUUUAAUUGAAGAAGAAAAUAAAGAAUUAAUUGAAGUCAACAGACAAGCUGAUAAAGUGGCAGAUGCCAUUCAGCAGUUUCAGGAAAACACUCGCCAAGAGUGGUCGCGUACUGCAGUGGCUCCGUCUUUGGCGAAGUUGAAUUUGGUGUUGUUGAAAAGAACUGAACACAGACUUUUAAAAGUUAAUUUCGAUUCUCAAUUAAUUAAUUUACUUCGAGAAAUUAAAUAUUUGAAACUCCAGGGCCUCCAAGUGCCUCCCGAGGCGGAGGCUGUACACCGCAACGCUGAGGUGUACAGACACCGCGUCAACCAACUCGACACCAUGUGCAAGCAGUACAACAAAGUUUUGACUGGUUUGCUUCCUAACCAGCGGCCGCUGCUGGCUGACCGCUUGAAUGCUAUUGACGAAACCCUCGAGCCCGGCCUGACAACUCUUAGCUGGAACUCUGCAGAUGUGGAUCAGUUUGUUGCUGCUGCUGCUGCUGCUGUUGCUGAUGCCUUUUCCAUUUGCGACUCCAUCACUUCAAACCUCCAAAAGUCCUUCGGAGUGCUGAGUGGCUGGCUAGAAAAGCCGCUGUUCGAGCGCAAGCCCAAACCCAUGGCUCUUGAUGAUGCAGAUCAACUUAUUAAAACAAAUUUGGCCAACAGAAUUCACAUUAUGAAUGAAGAAGGAAAAGAACUUCACAAAAUUCUCAAAGAGUCUGCAGACGCUCUUAAGGCCACCAAGGCUAUGGGCCCCCGGCCUGAGGCCCCGCCGCUGUUUGAAGUUAAACUGGAACUCAUUAAAAAUGUAAUUGACCUGGUGCCGCCUUUCAAAGGGGAAGUUGGAAGUAUAUGCAGUGUAAUAGAUGGCUGGGUGGCGGACUUUUUAAAAAGUGCCGCUGCCACCAACCGCCUAGACACUGGCAAGGGGGAUUACUUGGCAGAGGUCAAGGAGUCCUACAGCUUCAUGUCUAUUCGCGCUCGGCUGACCGAAAUUCUUGAGGAAGCUGAAUCCAAGGUGAACGCGUGGCUGGGCGAAACUCAUAAAUAUGAGUUUCUGUGGAAGACAGACCCGGCUCAGGAUUUAGAAGCGUUUGUUGCCAAUUAUCCAAAAGAAGAAUUAAUAAUUGGUGGCAGUGAGAACGAAAGCGCAGAAAGCGUCUUCGAACUCAUCGGAAUCGAUCUUGGACGCAGAGUGCCUCAACUGAGCUGCUUCGAAGAACGCAUCAUCUAUUUUGAAAGUCUAAGGGCGGAAAUAGCUGAAAUGCGCACCCCCGUAGACAUAUACUUCUUGCGGGUGAAUGCCCAGCCAGCGAAGGUGCAGCUGAGCCAACUCGCCGCAUCUUGGGCGAACUACUACAUCAAUUAUCUUUUGAAAGUCUGUCUCGCCAGAGCUGAUUCAAUUACAGAUUUCAUCAACAAAAUGGAUGCUUUUCUCUCGGCCAAGCCGCCCGCUGAAGACCCUGACAACGAGGACAGCAGCAGCAAUUCUGAACAUGUCGGCAACAGCAACGAUGAAAACAAGGAAGGAGGCGACGGCAGCAACGAACGUGAAGCUGACGAGAAGAAAGAAGUUGAUAGCAAUAAAGAAGCGCUGUACAAAUUCAUGACUUAUAUUCGAGACGUAAAAAUUGCAAACGAACCCAUCCGACAGCUAAUGGGGCCUAUUCAUGAGCAGGUGGCGAUGCUCAAGAAGCACGGCUGCACACUGCCAGAGGGGCGUCUCGCAGCCUUUGAUUUGGCCCCGUCGAAAUGGGAGGAAGUGCUGCGCAAGGCGUUUGGUGCGAAGGAGGUCAUUCUGCCUCUUCAGAACAAGGAGGUGACAAACAUUAGAAACAAACUCGACGAAUACACAAACCAAGUCUUCCAGUUCAGGGAAAGAUUCCUAAGAGAGGCCCCCUUCGAAGCUCAUGGAGACCCGCAGCAAGCGUACGAGGCCAUUGACGCGUUCUAUCAGCAGUGCUUAGAUAUGGAAGCAGAAGCCAAAGAACUGAACAACCUAGAAACCCUCUUUGACCUAGCCAAAUCUGUGCAUAAGGAACUCAAGGACACUAAAGAAGAGCUCAAAAUACUCAAAGAGGCAUGGGACGUUAGUGUCUACGUCACGAGCUGGUUCGAGGCGUGGAAAGCAACACUCUGGGAGGCAAUCGACACGGAUGCGUUGUUGCUGCACGUAAAAGACAUGCAGAAUCAAAUGCGGUCGCUUUCCAAAGAAAUAAAGAGCACCAAAAUAUACACUGCGGUAUUAGAGCGGGUGACGAACAUGCAAGUAGUGCUGCCAUUGGUUGCUGAGCUGCAUUCUGAAUUCAUGAGAGAUAGACACUGGAAGCAGCUGAUGACGAUAGCGGGACAGACAUUUGCGAAGGGACCAGACUUCUGUUUGCAAGAUCUGCUGAACUUGAAUUUGCACGAGCGAGCCGCUGAUGUUUCUGAAGUGGUUGUCUUGGCUCAGAAGGAAGCGCGAAUAGACAAAAAGUUAUCUGAAAUAACAAGUACAUGGGAGCAAAAGUGUUUGACGUUUUCUCUGGAACGUGAGGAAACACCGCUUUUGCUGCCGCUAGACGAUAUCGUGGAAACCUUAGAGCAGCACGCGGUGGAUCUAAUGACCAUGAUAAGCCAGGGGGCCGUUAUAGAUUUUUGCAGAAGUCAAGUGGAAGAAUGGCAACUCAAGCUCAGGACUGUCGACACCGUACUUACGGUCUGGAUGGAAGUACAGAGAAAGUGGGAGCGUUUGCAACCCAUAUUUAUGCAAUCUGACGAUAUCCGUUCUCAACUUCCCCAAGAAUCCAAACGCUUCGAAUGUGCUGACGGCGAGUGGCGGGAUAUGAUGUACGGGGCCCAGGCCCAGCCCAAUGUAGUCGAGGCUUGUCACGCCGAAGGCAGAGAGGAGCUGCUUAAUAAACUUAGGGAGAGCAUUGAAACAUGCGAGAAGGCUCUAGGAGACUACCUGGAACAGAAAAAGAAGGCAUUUGCUCGAUUCUACUUCGUUUCAAAUCAGGCUCUCCUGGACAUAUUGGCAAACGGGAACGAUCCACUAAAGGUUUCCUACUACUUGGGUGAUUGUUUUGAUGGAGUUUCAAGUUUGAAUUUUGAAAAAAAUAAACAAACAUAUCGCAUUGCUAGUGGCAUGUAUUCCAAAGAAGGAGAAUAUGUGCCGUUCGCUGAGGAUUACAUCAUCGAAGGACCCGUCGAAACAUAUUUAUGUAACUUUGAAACGCAUAUGCGCAAACAAAUGCGUGACAUAUUGGAGGUGGCAAAGGGCACUUCAGAAAACUGGGAAGUAGAAAAGCCCAGGGAAGAAUGGCUCCGUGACUACUGCAGUCAGGUGUGCUUGGUAGCGAGUCAGAUAAUGUGGACAGAGGAGGUCACCCGCUGCUUUGAGGAGCUGGAAGGCGGAUCUGAAAAUGCAAUGAAGGAUUACAAAAAGAUUUACGAUGAUCGCAUAGACAAGCUCAUUAGACAAGUCCAAAAGGACCUGGAUAUGGGCUUACGGACCAAAAUUAUCACGUUAAUUACUAUUGAUGUUCAUCUCAGAGAUGUCGUAGAAUGCUUCAUAACAAAGAAGGUUUCAGAAUGUGCGCCAAAGCCACGUCUGCUAAUUUCCACUUAUAUCUGCCUUUCUUAG